This is a messenger RNA of Astrephomene gubernaculifera, 1195 nucleotides long. Lineage: Eukaryota; Viridiplantae; Chlorophyta; Chlorophyceae; Chlamydomonadales; Astrephomenaceae. The record is from the annotation of a GenBank genome assembly.
UGGAGAGGCUGGCGGAGGCUGCCACUGUGCUCUGCGACCUAGCCGGCCACCCGGGCUCCCAGCAGAGCCCCUGCGGCCUCACCCCCGAGCCCAUCACCGCCACCAGCACCAGCAGCUGCCUCGCCACCCAGCGGGAGCUGGACGUCAUGGACGCCCUCGCGGCGGCUGUCGUACGGGACUACUGCCUUGCCGUACCGGCACCGGCGCCGGCAAGCAGCGCUUGUGAGGGGGCUGUGCAGGCACUUCCGCCGCCGCCAGCGCCGUCCGUAGUGCCGAACCCUAGGAAUGCCUGGGCGGUUGCACAGCUGUUGUGGGCAUGUGCGAAAGCGCAGUACUGGGAUGGGCCGCCGGAGCCGCCGCGGACGGCUGAGGUGUCGUCCGCGCGACCCAUGGGUCAGCAGGAUGGCUGGACUGCCGCUGCUGGCGUCGCGCCUGCUGCUGCGGUUACGGCUGCUGCUGCCAGCCCUGUUGCGCUGCCCUGGUCUUCCCUCCUGGCACCUCAGCACCGGAGCUGCCCAGCAGCAGCAGACGGGCAGGCACCCGACCCGGCUGCUGAUCCUUCCACUGCCGCUGCUGCCGCACACUUGUCCGGCUUGACCCUGGGCGGCGACUCCAGCCCUCCUCCCCCCCUUUGCAACGGCGCCGACGCUAACGGCCGACACCACCAGGGGCCCCACUGCUCUAGCAAGGAGGAAGACACCACCAACAGCACCUCCAGCACCUCCGGGGAGCCCACUGCCUCCGCCGCCGCCGCCGCCUCUUCCGUCGCCACCAGCGUCUCCGCUCGCGGUCCCUGGCGCCCGCUGGCCGUAUGCCUGCUGCAGCUCCUGGCCAGCGACGGCUGCCGGCUGGUGGCCCAGCUGGACGACAAGUCGGUAGCGGUGGUGUGGUGGUCCCUCGCCAAGGCAGCAACCACUGCUCGCAUCAAACACCAUCACUCCGCCGCCGCUACAGCCGCCACCGCCCCCGGAUGCCCCAAAACCGCCGCCACUGCAGCAGCAGCAGCCGCAGCAGCAGCAGCACCCUCUGUUGCCGCGGCGGCGGUUGUGUCCGCCGCCUCACCUGCCCUGCUGACCACGCUGGAGGGCCGGGCGGCUGAGGGUCUGCGUCAGGCGGACGUUCCGCAGCUCUGCGCGCUGUUCUACUCGUGCGCCUGCAUGGGCGGCAUCCGGGUGCCUCCGCGGCUGGUGCGGGC